Molecule: messenger RNA, 1625 nt
Organism: Falco peregrinus (peregrine falcon)
Lineage: Eukaryota; Metazoa; Chordata; Aves; Falconiformes; Falconidae
Product: cytochrome c oxidase assembly protein COX19
Exons: 3
Coding region: 105-410 (101 amino acids)
Biological process (GO): mitochondrial respiratory chain complex IV assembly
Cellular component (GO): mitochondrial intermembrane space
Source: RefSeq, a predicted model, not a curated record
CCGCCGGCACGAGGCGCCCGGUUGGCACAGCAGUGCCGGAGCCGCUUCCGUGGCGGCGUGGCCCCGCCCCUCGGCGCGGCGGCGGCUGUCACGUGCCCCGCUCGAUGCGCUCGGCGCUCGGCGCGGCCUCCCGGCGUGCGGCUCCCCCCGGCGGCGCGGGAGGCGGUGCGGCCCGGCCCGGGCCCUGCGGCGGCGCCAUGUCCACCGCCAUGAACUUCAGCACCAAGAGUUUCAAGGCGCGACCGCCGGACAAGGGCGCGUUCCCGCUGGAUCACUUCGGGGAGUGCAGCACCUUCAAGGAGCGGUUCAUGGAGUGUCUCCGCGACAGCGGCUACGAGAGCGGUGCCUGCCGGCAGCGCGCCAUGGCCUACCUGCAGUGCCGCAUGGACAGGCAGGCAGCUUAUGGCUAAUGAACCACUGGAAAAAUUGGGAUUUAAAGACAUGAUGGAUGAGAAAUCAGAAGCAAAACCUGAAAACUUGUAAUGAAGACAGACAACUUUACUCCUCAUGUAUGGGAAAACAUAACUUUUAAUGUAGUACAUAUUGUACAUUCUGUUCAUAUUGCAAUAAGAACUGUUUCCUGAAGGAACCUUUUUUCAAAGUUUAAUCUUCCUAAAGUAAGCUUAUUUUUUUUAAUGAGCAAAAGUAUUGCCUUUGUCUACUUUACUCAAGUAUUUCUUAAUUUCUUUCUUUUAAUUUCUCUAGCCUAUUUUUACAGAUCCGUAAGAAGCUGGAGGAAACAACUACUGCCUGAAGUGUAAGAACAGUGAAGUCUUUUUUUAAAAUAAGAGCAAAAAAACCCCUUAUUGUGUAGGUCUUGGAACUACAGAUUAAUCUUAUGUGGCCAUUACUAAUAUGCUUACAGCAGUUACUUGUCAGGUGGAAAUAAAGCUGUUGUGGUAUCCGCAAAUUGCUUUUUAUUAAUUACUGGUAUUAAUGCCCAUCUUUGGGGUGAUCUCCUCUUCACCCUGCUACAGAAAACAGUUGGGUACUGGGGUAGGGUUUUUUUUCAUUCUUUUAACCUUCAUUGUUGGGGGAUUAUUCCUAGUUUCAGACAUCAGUCAGGUAGUGAUUCUGCUUUUAUUUAUCGUGCCAAAAGUGUUCACCUAACUUCGUUUCAUCAUUUAACCAGGAAUCUUUCAUUAUGAAUGUAUUCAGUUCUCCAAAUAAACCUUUCAUAUGGUAUUCUUAAUAUCCAGUUUCACCAUGAAAUGUGGAGACAGGAAUGGUAUUUGUUUGUGUUCUAAGGUAACUGAAAUAUAUAUAUAUAUAUAAAAAUGUGAUGGGGCAAUUUUAUUCUUUACAAACAAAUGUUUUAACUUAAAACCAGGGUAGAUCAAGAGUCUAAGAAAUACACGAUUUCUUUCCAAAACCUGUAGUUGCAGCCCAUACAUCGAGAAGAUGAUGGAAGAGGUCAUACAGUAGAUGAGACAUCAGGUCUGUGUAUGCCUUUAAGAUCCCUGACAGGUGUUUGUAUAACCGAACCAUGAAUUAUCAAAGCCAGUGGUAUUUCUCUUCCAUACACUAAUGCAAAUGAGGCUUUCUUAAUACUGAGUUCAAGCUAAAAUAAUUGCGCCCCCUCAAAAUAUGUUUCAAGCAGACAAUAAAUUUGUAAAUUUUCUGGA